Molecule: messenger RNA, 2551 nt
Organism: Pseudomyrmex gracilis
Lineage: Eukaryota; Metazoa; Arthropoda; Insecta; Hymenoptera; Formicidae
Product: beta-1,3-galactosyltransferase 1-like
Exons: 7
Coding region: 452-1681 (409 amino acids)
Cellular component (GO): membrane
Molecular function (GO): hexosyltransferase activity
Source: RefSeq, a predicted model, not a curated record
CGGCAGGCGCGUGACACAGACAGUUCGACGGAGGCAAGAAAAGAGGAAACAAGAGGGAAAGAGAAGAAUCGGGACGAGAGGAAAGGCGAGAGAUCAUUAGUCAAAUGGAUAUCCGACUUUUUUCCUACAUAUGUACGUUACACCGUAGCGAACGAUAAACUCGGCGAUCCCCGAUAUCGUUCAAGGAAGACCGAAGUAAAUAAAGAAACAUCAGAUGCUGACCGAUCGCGCGAUCGUCACAACCGUAAGACUCUCGAGUACAUCAAUUUGUAAAUACAUAAAAAAAAACAUGGCAAUAUUUAACAACAGAUAAAGACUGGGUGAGGUGAUAUGAGAAAAUCAAGAGAGAUAAGGAAAAACAACAAAUGUUCUGACUAUAUCUUAGUUCCGAUUACAUCUAGUUUUGUACAACAUCAUUAAGGAUAGACUCUUCAACUCUUUGGAAUUGAAGAUGGACAGAUUGCGGCUACUGCCUAUGGAUUUACCUACAAUCACAGUCAGUACUAUUGGAAACACUAAAAGCAAGUCAUCUUUUGUUCGACGUUUGACAGUAGGAUUUGUAAUUCUGGCUGUACUUGGUCUUUUAUAUGUGCCAGCAUAUCAUUCGGCUCAGAGUCCAUUCUUAGGUGAGACUCCGUCCCCUGCAGAAUCCCCUGGCAGUUUGCAUUCAUUAGCAUCUGUAGCACAAUUACCCGGAUGGUCCUACAAUACAUCGAGAGAUCUCUGCGUUUACAUUCACCCGGGAAAUACCACGUCAAUUCUCAGUCCUACUGGCAUCUGUUCACUACCGCCGUAUCUGUUAAUAAUUGUAUGUUCGGCUGUUGCAAAUCAGGAGGCCCGCACCGCUAUUAGAAGCACCUGGGCAAAUAAAUAUAACUUAGAUAAUUUGUAUAAUUUUACAGUAAAAGUAGCAUUUUUGCUAGGACAAAGUGACAACGAUACACUUAACAAUUUAAUCGUUGAAGAAAGUUCCCAGUACAAUGAUAUUGUGCAAGAACGCUUCUUAGACACAUAUAACAAUUUAACGUUGAAGUCAGUUAUGAUGUUAAAAUGGGUGAUGUCAAAUUGCGAUCAGACUAAAUACCUCAUGAAAACGGACGAUGACAUGUUUGUCAAUAUUCCGUUGCUCCUGCAAACGUUGCAUUCAAAGCCAAAAACAGAGACUCUCUUAGGGUCUCUCAUUUGCAAUGCCAGACCAAUAUUAGAUCCAAAAAACAAGUGGUAUAUGCCAAAGUAUAUGUACUCAGAAAAAACAUACCCAAAUUAUCUAUCUGGCACAGGAUAUGUUAUGAGCAUGGGUGUAGCGUCCAAAUUAUAUCAAGCCGCGUUGGUAACGCCGCUAUUACACUUGGAGGACGUUUAUAUUACGGGUUUGUGCGCGAAACGCGCGAAAGUUCGACCUGUAAAUCAUCCUGGAUUUGGUUAUGGACCUCGCAAAAUGGAUCCCUGCGUCCUUAGAAACGCCAUUACUACGCACAAAGUUAACGCAUCUAAUAUGUAUGUGAUUUGGAUAAAAGUAAACAACGCGAGUGUUAUCUGCAACAAUCGCACUCGUGUCGACAGGAAGUCGAUUACUUUAAGCAGAAGUAGCAGAAAUGCCGGCUAUUACGUUUUUAAAAAAAAAACUAUAAAUAGGCUGUGUGCAAUUUCCAUUGUUAGUUUAUGGAUAAUAAGCCUUUAACUCAUGACUGAUGUAAAUCAACAAUCAAAGGCAGUGGCGUAAAUGUUUUUUUACAUAUGAAGUUGCAACAUAAUGCUUCAAUAUGUAUUUAAUAUAAGUUAUUCUGAACCAAAGAGGCGCAUAAAGCGGAUUAGAUAGAGCGGAAAGCUUGCGUGUACAUUUCAAUGCCAAAUAUUGAUCAAAAGCCAAAUUACCAAGAUCAAAUCAUGAUAUACAUAUGAUCAAAGCAUACAUUUUCCUAUCUUAUAUUUAGCUUUUAUUAUAACAAUAUGUGUAUUUGUUUUUUCAAACAGACACAACAAAGCUAUCAAAUUUUAUAACGAUUAAGUGAAACAGAUAAUACAAGAUAAGUAACAAUAAGCAAGAGAAUAAAAAAAAAACUCGCACAUUUUAGCUAUCUUUUGUAAACUAACCUAAACCUAAACCUAAACUAAUUUAAUUUGCCAAACUCGAGUUUGAUUUUUAAGUCAGAAUUUUUAUAAAUAUUUCAAAAGACAAAUCUUUCACAUUCACAUGAUAAAGUAUGUAUUGGAAAAUAAUAUAAUAUAAAUAUAUAUUUUUAUAAUAUAAACAUUGAUCUUGCAUAUCACUUUAGUGUUCGUCUUCAAAAAUCGAAAUACAAACUUGAACUUUAUAUACAAACGAAUCAUAAAGAUAUGAAUGAUAGCUGUGUUCGGCAUUGUGAAAAUUACUAGUAAAACUGAUUGACGCAUUACGCUCAAUUUCUUUAUCUCUGAUAAGUUCUUGAUAACUUUAUCUAAAAGAUAAAGCAUAUCUUUUUGUAUAGUUUUAUUCAGAGAAUAGUUAUCGGGAGGCAUGAAAAAAUCUUAGUCGAAACUACACAAAAAUUUUUAAGAUAAAAAAAAAAAA